Messenger RNA from Tyto alba (common barn owl), 1875 nucleotides. Its product is annotated as ectonucleoside triphosphate diphosphohydrolase 8. Gene Ontology annotation, biological process: nucleoside diphosphate catabolic process. Gene Ontology annotation, molecular function: UDP phosphatase activity; GDP phosphatase activity. Lineage: Eukaryota; Metazoa; Chordata; Aves; Strigiformes; Tytonidae. The transcript is spliced from 10 exons. The coding region runs from base 246 to 1736 and encodes 496 amino acids. Gene Ontology annotation, cellular component: plasma membrane. The record is from RefSeq and is a predicted model, not a curated record.
UGCAGAGGAACGGGGCUGUUUCCUGGUGCUGAGCCCCGGUGGGUCUUGCCUGGGACCAUCAGCCCCAACCUAGCAAACAACCGUGUCACUGGGGCGUGGUGGUUGACACAGGGGGGCGAUGCCACAUCCAACGCGUGCCACUGAGCUCGCCUGCAAGUGGCUUUUCCAGCAUUUUGCAGCUGCCUUGGGGAAGAGCCAGCCACCGGCGUUUCCCAGCUCUGCUCCUCCCAGGAGCCUUCACCACAAUGUUUGCUAACAAGAAGCACUUCACCAAUGCCAUUGUUGGGGCGCUGGUCGCACUCUCCAUCAUAGCCCUUGUCCUCAAGCUGAUGAAGAUUGAAGAUGUCACCCUGCCACCCACAGUCAAGUAUGGGAUGGUGUUUGAUGCCGGCUCAUCCCACACCUCUCUGUUUGUCUAUGAGUGGGAUUCAGACAAGGAGAACAACACCGGUGUGGUCAUCCAGAACUUGUCCUGUGAUGUCCAGGGGCAAGGCAUAUCAAGCUAUGCCAACAAUCCCCCAAAAGCUGGCGAUUCCCUGAGGGAGUGCCUGGAUAAAGCCCUGAAGGUUGUUCCUGCCGGAAAACAAAAGGAUAUCCCAGCUUAUCUUGGAGCAACAGCAGGCAUGAGGCUACUGAGGGAACAGAACAGCUCAGCAGCAGAUCAAGUCCUGGCCGAAGUUACUAAGACCAUGCGAGAGUACCCCGUGGCUUUCAAAGGGGCUCAGAUCCUUACAGGAGAGGAGGAGGGGGCCUAUGGCUGGAUCACCAUUAACUAUCUGCUGGAGUCCUUCACUAAGUACUCUCCCAAAACACACACAUGGGUUCGUCCAGAGGCAGCCACCAUUUUUGGAGCACUGGAUCUUGGAGGAGCAUCCACUCAAAUCAGCUUUAUGCCCGAAGGUUCAGUGAUAAAUUGGAAUGAGACCUCCAAGUUCACACUGUAUGGGUAUAACUACAACAUCUACACACACAGCUACCUCUGCUAUGGGCAGAAUGAGAUGCUGAAGCGACUGGCAAAGGAAUUAAUUGCGGAGUCACCCUCCAGCAUGCACGUCCAUCACCCUUGCUACCCAAAAGACUACAAUGAAACCAUCUCGCUGUCUUCCUUCCGCUUCAGCCCCUGCACGAACCGCAGUGACCCACGCCUGACCCUCCAUGACAGGAACGUGACCCUGGAGGGCAGGGGCAAUGCCAGCGGGUGCCUGGCUGCCAUCAAGAAGCUGUUCAACUUCUCAGCGUGUGGUCAGAGCCAGGACUGCACCUUUGACGGCGUCUACCAGCCCCCGGUCAGGGGAAAGUUCAUUGCCUUCUCUGCCUUUUACUAUAACUUCAGGUUUCUCAACCUGACCAAGGGGCAAUCGCUGGCCACUGUCAGGGAGACCAUCAACCAUUUCUGCACAAGAAGCUGGGAAGACCUGUCUUCUAGCUACCCUGAAGAGAAUCCUGAGCGACUGCCUAAAUACUGUGCCAGUGCCAACUACAUCCUCACACUCCUCCUCGACACCUACAAGUUCAAUGAGACCAGCUGGAACAACAUCUUCUUCCAGAUGAAGGUGGGGAGCGCCGAUGUCGGCUGGACACUGGGCUACAUGCUGAACCUCACCAACAUGAUCCCGGCAGAAGCUCCAGCAUGGGUGAAGGGGCAAGUUCCUUCCCUGUGGGCUGCAGCUGUUGCCUUCAUCAUCCUCACCCUUGCCUUGGGACUUGCUGCCCUGCUCCUGCUCUUGUGGGUGUAGGAGCCCGGCUGCAGUUCAGAGCACGGCAGGAGCACCUGGGGCUGGAGGGAUCUCUGUGCUUCUGCCAGCAGGACUGGCAGCCUGGGGCUGCUUCAGCGCUGCUGAGCACAUGAUCCUCUACAGCACUAAAGAACUGAAG